Messenger RNA from Suricata suricatta (meerkat), 2990 nucleotides. It is a transcript of the gene TP73, whose product is annotated as tumor protein p73. Gene Ontology annotation, biological process: regulation of transcription by RNA polymerase II; apoptotic process; protein tetramerization. The record is from RefSeq and is a predicted model, not a curated record. The transcript has 14 exons. The coding region runs from base 355 to 2271 and encodes 638 amino acids. Gene Ontology annotation, cellular component: nucleus. Gene Ontology annotation, molecular function: protein binding; RNA polymerase II cis-regulatory region sequence-specific DNA binding; DNA-binding transcription factor activity, RNA polymerase II-specific. NCBI's taxonomy places the organism in Eukaryota, Metazoa, Chordata, Mammalia, Carnivora, Herpestidae.
UGGGGCUGACACAGCCGGCUCCCAGCCCCACCCCCGCCCCCAGCUCUGCUUCCUGUGGCCAGGGGCCUGUAACCAGGUCCCCGUGCGGAGGGCAUGGCACUGCCCGCCGGCCCCAGGGCUCCCAGCCACGCUCCGCCCCGGCGGCCCCAGGCUCCUGCGGCCGCACUGCUUCCUUGGUUCCAAUGUCAUCGCCUAGGCGACCAGGACGCUGCCGCCCGGCCUGCCUGCCUAGCCACGACCUGCUGUGGGCCUCCCAGCCGCCUCUCCUCCCCUGCACACCGACCGGACCCCGACCCACCCUCGGGGCCCUGGCCCCGCCAAGAGCCAGCUGCCCUCCGGGCCGGGUGACGGAAGAUGUCCCAGCCCACCGCCGCCGCCGACGAGGGGGCCACGUUCGAGCACCUGUGGAGCUCACUGGAACCAGACAGCACCUACUUCGACCUUCCCCAGCCCAGCCAGGGGAGCAGCGAGGUGGUGAGUGGCGCUGAGGCUGACAUGGACGUCUUCCACCUGCAGGGCAUGACCACGCCUGUCAUGCCCCCGUUCAGUCUGCUGAACAGCGCCAUGGACCAGAUGAGCAGCCGCGCGGCCCCGGGCAGCCCCUACACCCCAGAGCACGCCGCCAGCGUGCCUACCCACUCCCCCUACGCGCAGCCCAGCUCCACCUUCGACACCAUGUCGCCCGCACCGGCCAUCCCCUCCAACGCCGACUACCCCGGCCCCCACCACUUCGACGUCACCUUCCAGCAGUCCAGCACCGCCAAGUCGGCCACCUGGACGUACUCCCCACUGCUGAAGAAGCUUUACUGCCAAAUCGCCAAGACGUGCCCCAUCCAGGUCAAGGUGUCCAGCCCGCCGCCCCCGGGCACCGUCGUCCGGGCCAUGCCCGUCUACAAGAAGGCGGAGCAUGUGACUGAGGUGGUGAAGCGCUGCCCCAACCAUGAACUCGGGCGAGACUUCAAUGAAGGACAGUCUGCUCCGGCCAGCCACCUCAUCCGCGUGGAGGGCAACAAUCUCUCACAGUACGUGGAUGACCCUGUCACAGGCAGGCAGAGCGUCAUGGUCCCCUACGAGCCCCCGCAGGUGGGGACAGAAUUCACCACCAUCCUCUACAACUUCAUGUGCAACAGCAGCUGUGUGGGGGGCAUGAACCGGAGGCCCAUCCUCAUCAUCAUCACGCUGGAGACCCGGGACGGACAGGUGCUGGGCCGCAGGUCCUUCGAGGGCCGCAUCUGUGCCUGUCCCGGCCGGGACCGCAAGGCUGACGAGGACCACUACCGGGAGCAGCAGGCCCUGAGCGAGAGCGCGGCCAAGAACGGGGCCGCCAGCAAGCGCGCUUUCAAACAGAGCCCCCCGGCCGUCCCCGCCCUGGGCCCCAGCGUGAAGAAGCGGAGGCACGGGGACGAGGAUGUGUACUACAUGCACGUGCGGGGCCGAGAGAACUUUGAGAUCCUGAUGAAGGUCAAGGAAAGUCUGGAGCUAAUGGAGCUGGUGCCGCAGCAGCUGGUGGACACGUACCGGCAGCAGCAGCAGCAGCUCCUGCAGAGGCCGAGCCACCUGCAGCCGGCGUCCUACGGGCCUGUCCUCUCUCCCAUGAACAAAGCGCACGGGGGCGUCAACAAGCUCCCAUCCGUGAACCAGCUGGUGGGCCAGCCUCCCCCACACGGUGCGGCAGCCGGGCCCAACCUGGGCCCCGUGGGCCCCGGGAUUCUAAACAACCACGGUCACACCCUGCCAGCCAACGGUGAGAUGAACAGCGGCCACACUGCCCAGUCCAUGGUCUCAGGGUCCCACUGCACCCCACCACCCCCCUACCAUGCCGACCCCAGCCUGGUCAGUUUUUUAACAGGAUUGGGAUGCCCCAACUGCAUCGAGUAUUUCACCUCCCAAGGCUUACAGAACAUUUACCACCUGCAGAAUCUGACGAUAGAGGACUUCGGGAACCUGAAGAUCCCGGACCAGUACCGGAUGACCAUCUGGAGGGGCCUGCAGGACCUGAAGCAGAGCCACGACUACGGCGCCCAGCAGCUGAUCCGCUCCAGCAGCAACGCGGCCACCAUCUCCAUCGGCAGCUCCGGGGAGCUGCAGCGGCAGCGGGUCAUGGAGGCCGUGCACUUCCGCGUGCGCCACACCAUCACCAUCCCCAACCGCGGCGGCCCGGGCGCGGGCUCGGGGCCCGACGAGUGGGCGGACUUCGGCUUCGACCUCCCGGACUGCAAGUCCCGAAAACAGUCCAUCAAAGAGGAGUUCACGGAGAGCGAGAUUAACUGAGGGGCCGGGGGUGGGGGCGCGGGGCGGAGGGCGCGGCUGGGUCGGCGGCGCAGGCGUCCGAGUCCCUGGCGGCCUUGCUUUGCCUCCUCUUCCUUGUUGUCACAAACUGCCUCGGGAGGCAGGACCAGCGGGAGGCAGGACCAGCGGGCGGGAAGCCGGCCCGGGGAAGAGGCCACACCUGCCCGGGCCCCCGAUGGCGCGGGAACGGCGCGCCUGGACUUGAGCUGGGCGGGGGGAGGCGCUCCCGGGAGCCACCUGCCCCAUCCGCCCUCCUUCUCCGGGCUCCGCUGCCGACGGACUGCCAAAAAGUAUUUUUCGGUGUCUUUGUCUUCUGGCAACAAGCGGCUCCGUGAUUGUAUCUAAAGCUCGUUUGUUUUGGGGUCAGCUCCCCGGACCCUGUCUCUGCCCAAGGCUGGGUCCCUCUGCUGGACUUGAGGGUCCGUCUGCCCCUCACACUUCAAACCCACUGCAGCUUCCUUCCGCUUGCUGCCCCAAAAGGAAAACAGGAAUUUCCCUGGAACUGGAGACGGCUGGGGAGGAGGGCGUGCCUCCUGGGAGGCAAGGAAACUUCUGGUCAGUUGCCACCAGCCAACACCUGAGCCAACAGCACUGGCCGCGGCCACAGCUCGUCAGUGAGCCUCGGCACAGACACGGACAGCAUGCUCCGUAGACUACUGGAAAUUGUCAAUAUUUGAUAAAACGAUACCCUUUGUACUUGA